CGUUCUCUCUAGUUUACUCCCACAUCUCAGCGAAAUCUCCUGCAAUUUGAAAUUCUCGCGAAACAGCGAUCUACAGCUUCCUCCAAUCCAAUCCAAUCCAAUCCAAUCCAACAAUGGAGAAUCCGAAGGUUCAGGAGAUCCUGGAGAAGCAGGUGCUGACAGUGGCGAAAGCCGUCGAGGACAAGAUCGACGAGGAGAUUGCGGCGCUCGAUCGCCUUGACCUUGACGAUCUGGAGGCUCUCCGGGAGCGGAGGCUGCAGCAGAUGAAGAAAAUGGCAGAGAAGCGUAGCCGUUGGAUCGCCCUCGGCCACGGGGAGUACUCCGAGAUCGGCUCCGAGAAGGAUUUCUUCUCCGUCGUUAAGGCUAGCGACCGCGUUGUUUGUCAUUUCUAUCGUGAGAAUUGGCCCUGCAAGGUGAUGGACAAACAUAUGAGCAUAUUGGCAAAGCAGCACAUAGAGACACGGUUUGUAAAGCUCCAUGCUGAGAAAAGUCCUUUCUUGGCUGAGAGGCUCAAAAUAAUUGUUCUUCCAACCCUUGCCCUUAUAAAGAAUGCUAAAGUGGAUGAUUAUGUGGUAGGAUUUGAUGAGCUUGGUGGGACAGAUGAGUUCAGCACGGAGGAAUUGGAGGAGAGGUUAGCUAAAGCACAAGUAAUCUUUUUCGAGGGUGAAUCGUCUGCAAAUGCAUCGAAGUCUGGUAAACAAACCAGGAGCGUCCGGCAAAGCACCAACAAUGACUCAUCAGAUUCUGACUGAAUUGACCUUCGUUUUUGUAAUCCAUUUGUUGUUUGGUUAUUGUCUGUCGUCUCUACAUCUUAAGUUAGAACUCCGGGUAUCUCCAGCCUCCAAGUGGCCAUAUUCGCUCAGGCUUGUACUUUAAAUGCAAUUUUGUUGUCAUUAUUUGUGAAAUCUAUGUUUUGUUAAUGAAAAUUGAAAAUGUUA
Rubroshorea leprosula is the source of this 938-nucleotide messenger RNA. Lineage: Eukaryota; Viridiplantae; Streptophyta; Magnoliopsida; Malvales; Dipterocarpaceae. The record is from the annotation of a GenBank genome assembly.